GGGCGGCCUCUCGCUGGCGGGAGGGGGGGUGUGAGUGACUGAGUGGGGGGGCAGUGACUGAGGGGGAAACGCCUUUUAUUUGACUUUAAAUCGGAUUAAACCCCAUUAUUGUUGUUGUUGUUGUGAGGGCGGGAGGGAGGGAGGGGCAGAGCAGAGGAGGGAAGGCGCUGGCGGUUUGCGGGCCCCGCUGUCAGGUUUUAUAAAUUGUCGCUGAAUCAUUUAUUACGAUGUCUCAGAAUGAUAAAGAAUCCGUACUUGUAGCUCGGAACCUCACUUCCAAGGCUUUCAAUCACAAUGGAGUGUUGCAGACUGUGAUUAAACAAGAGAUCGUCGAGACUUCCAAAACUCAAUCAUCCCAGAAGCAAUCUGACAAAAGUACAGCUGGGGGUGGAAAUCCUGGCGAGGAAGAGCAGAGAGUGGUGAAAAAGCGAGGCUGGCCGAAAGGAAAGAAGAGGAAGAAAGUCCUGCUCAAUGGUCCCAAAGCCCCUGUCACUGGUUAUGUCCGCUUCCUCAACGAGCGUCGUGAGCAGAUUCGGAUGCAGCAUCCAGACCUGCCCUUCCCAGAAAUCACCCGAAUGCUUGGGAAUGAAUGGAGCAAACUCCCUCCCUUAGAAAAACAGCGCUAUCUGGAUGAAGCAGAAAAAGACAAACAACAGUACAUAAAGGAACUGAAGGAGUUUCAGCAAACUGAGGCGUACAAGCUGAGUACACAAAAAAUCCAGGAGAAGAAGCUGAAGAAAGAAGAACUAUGGUCAGGAGUUAAUGGACCAGUCCCAAAGAUCUCUGAUGAUGCACCAGACAGGAUGUCCAUGUUUGACACCCCAAUUUUUACCGAAGAGUUCCUGGACCAAACCAAAGCUCGUGAAUCAGAACUGCGGAAAUUAAGAAAGUCAAAUGUGGAGUUUGAAGAGCAGAACAGCAUCUUACAAAAGCACAUCGAGAGCAUGAGCAGCGCCAAGGAGAAGCUGGAGCAGGAGCUGGCCCAAGAGGAGAGACAGACACUGACUCUGCAGCACCAGCUACAGGCAGUACGUCAGGCCCUCACUGCCAGCUUUGCUUCCAUUCCCAUUCCAGGAACUGGAGAAAUGCCAACGGAAGGAACACUUGAUAUGUACAUGGCCAAACUUCACAAUGUGAUUGGAAGCAACCCCAUAGAAUAUGAGAAACUAGUUGGAAGGGUGCAGGAGAUCAUUAGCCAGUUAGAAAGUGACAAACUAUGAACAUGAGAAGAAGUAUCCAUUGAAUGCCUAAGUGGUACUGUCCAUUAUAAUGGAUUGUAUGGGCUGCAACAUGUGGAACCUGAAUAGAAAGUUGCUCAACAUUUUUCUAAUAGAUGACUGUUAGGAAAUGUUGCCAUUACUUAAUAUCUUUCACUUUACACGUGACUUUCGCACCCAUUUAGUGUACUGGUUUCGACAUUAAUACUGUCAUCUACAGGAAUGCAGAUGAUGAAUUUGCAUGCUCAGUGUUUACUUUAGUGUAUGGUUAAACUGAGGUUCCCAGCAAGAUAGAAAACGUCGACUAGCUUAGCUAGGAGAUUUAGUUCAUAUGAAUUGUUUCUUUUUAUUUCUCUUAUACCUUAAACAAAAAUAAUUGCUGGUAUUCUAUACAGGCAAAGGCAUAAACAGUUACAUUUUUAUGUAUAGUAGUGCAGAAGUUAUUUUCUCCAUUUAUUGGUGCAUCUUUUUUAAACACUAUUUUCUACAAGAUUCAUAACCUAUGUUUUCCAGUGAGAAACUUUGCUAGGCAAAGGCAUUUUGUAUCAAGCUGUCAAUCUGGGUAUUUUACUACAAAACAGAUGGUGGAGUCGUGAACUCAGCAAAACGUGGGAAUAAAAGAUUGAGCUGAAAAACGCUUCUGAGAUUCCAACCCUUUUGAGUACUAUUAUUAUGAAAACCUCUUAGGAUUUACACCAGAUUUUUUUCUUACUAAGAUUACAUUCCGUACAAACCUAAUGAGAAAAAUGUCUUGGCAAUUGGAAAAGUGCUAGUAUUUUGAAUACUCCGGGAGACGAUCACAUUUGUAUUGCAUAAUUUUUUUCGUGUGGUGCAGUUCUAUAAGGGUUAAGAGGAAAAAAGUUAUCUCUUCUUGUAGGUUUAUUGUCAGUUGUUUAAUUUGUUCUGCUCCACACGGAACAGAAUUGAUCUACUUAAACUAAUCUGGGUGUGAUGUAAUUUUAACAUUGAGUUUGUUUUAAUAAGGUUGGAGACUUGACCAUCAGUUCUGCAGGAUGUGAAUUAAUUGCUUUAUCAUUUCUAGUGAAUUUUCACAGCUAGCUAUAGCCGGUAAUGGCAGAGUUUUCUGCUUGUAAAACCUUUGUCCAGAUGUCACUAUCAAGAAAUGUUCUAUGAAAUCACUGUAAUAAAAAUAUUAUCGAGUUA
Molecule: messenger RNA, 2381 nt
Organism: Callorhinchus milii (elephant shark)
Lineage: Eukaryota; Metazoa; Chordata; Chondrichthyes; Chimaeriformes; Callorhinchidae
Gene: hmg20b
Product: high mobility group 20B
Exons: 10
Coding region: 228-1220 (330 amino acids)
Biological process (GO): regulation of gene expression
Cellular component (GO): nucleus
Source: RefSeq, a predicted model, not a curated record